GCCGCCCAAAACAUUAUUUGCCCCCUCCCUUCAUCGAUGGAAAAUUGUUAAAUUUAAAGAAAUUUAAAUUUUAUUUUCUUGAAAUGAAGAAAUGAAAUUUGAGAAAAUUCAAAAUUCGAUAAUUCCACGGGCGGAAAUGUCGAUCGUGAUCGUUUGUUUAAAUAUUUGUGAGGGGAGGGGGUUAAAUGUUACCCUCCUUCAAUGACAAAUUGUGAAAGUUUAAUUAGUUUUUUCCGAAAUGAGGAAUUUUUGAAUUUAAAAAUUGAGAAUUUGCCGCCGGAAAUUGUGAUCGGGAUGUUGGUUUAAAUUUUUGUAGUGGAGAGGGGUGUAACAUUAGUACUGAGACUCUCCCUCAACGACAAAUUCCAAAAGUCAAUUUAUAUCUUCCAAAAUGAAGAAUUCAAUUUUUAAAAAAUUUAAAAAUCAAUAAUUUGCCGCCGUAAAUCACGUUCCUCGUUCCAAUUCCCUCCGACAGAUGAUGUGAUUCAAACAUUACUCUCAACCCUCGUCCAAUAACUCCCAAAAAUCCAUUCCCAUUUCCGAAACUUGCAAAAAAAAAUUUUUACAAAAUUCAAAAAUCGAUAAUUUGCCGCCAUAAAUCCCGCCCGUCAUUCGUUCAAAUUUUCCUCACAUCUCCAGGGGGGGGGGUUACUGACCCCUGACAGGUGCUUUCCCGCUCUCCGCCCCAAGCUCCUCUCCCCACCCCAUCAAAUAUCCCAAAAUCCCCAAAUUUCACCCACCAAAAUCCCCUCGGACUUUUCAAUCCGAAUUUCAUUUUUCAGCCAAAAAUUUCUUCGAAACAUUGAAAUUACGGUGCCCUCGUAGCCCCAUCCCGGCGUCUCUCGCUACGCCCCUGUCUCCCCGAUGUACUUCUCCUUCCCUCUCUCCCCCCUCUCUCUUCCGCCCCACCACAUCAUCGCGCCGUCUCGCUAUACGACCAGUCAGUUCCUUGUUUGCCAUACAAAAUCCAAUAGUUUGCCUUGGGUAGCCCCCGCGAAUACCCAGUCUCCUCUGCACUCUGUUUCAACCGUCCCCAUAAACCAAAAAAAAAAAAAAAAAAUAUCCCCCCUAAAAAUAAUUAUUCCCCAUUAAUCACCACCGUCGAUACACCCAUACCCAGAAUUAACCAAUAAAUGUGUUGAAGUUAAUUAUCGAAAAAUGCGUGAUAAAAUAAUUUUGAUACGGAGUACACAGUGGUAUGAAACUUAUGUGCGUGCCGUGAGGCAAAAGUGCAAGGGAGCAUAGUAGUUGUUUCCUGUUGUGUGCGGCCUGGACCGGCCUGUCGUCUCUUCAUACGAUUAAUUAUUAAAUAGGCCGGUUGAUUCACCUCGCAGUACCUACAUCUGAUAGAUUUUCCAAUGUAAAUUGAAAUGAAACGAGUUCGUGGGGUGGACGAGGUAACAACGCCAAUAGGAGUAACACAUAAGCAUUUGGGAAGUAUCAGUGGAGGUGGAGUAAACAGUGGCAAUAAUUUGGAGUAUCACACUAGUGGAAUUGUGAGUGGAGUUACGUCUGGUCAAUCAGUGAGGCCAUUAACGUCCAAAGAAAUGCCGGGUAGUAUACAGUUUGGGACUACCCAGACACAGCAGCAAUAUGCUGGGGCCAUUGUCGUACCAGCGGCUGCCCCAUCACCUGUCAAGGGUGCAGUGGGUGGUAAUCACGGUACAACGUGUAGCAGUAGCAAUGUGAACACUGGAUUGCACGUUAGUACUGGUUUAGGUGUUGUACCACAACAGCCUAUUCCAGGAUCACAUGUACAGUCAUCACAUUUGCAGCAACCAAUGUUGAGGCACAAGGUGCAUACAAAUACAGCAGCCCCAUUAGCCCCAACGCCCCCAGCGAGUCUGAGCACCAGUAGUGGUUCUCAGCAACAAUUUCAAAGGCUAAAAGUUGAGGAUGCACUGUCCUAUCUCGAUCAAGUUAAAUUCAAAUUCAACGAUCAGCCCCAAGUGUACAAUGACUUUCUCGAUAUAAUGAAAGAAUUUAAAUCCCAGAGUAUUGAUACACCUGGUGUUAUAACACGUGUUAGUAAUUUGUUCAAAGGACAUCCUGAAUUGAUUGUUGGUUUUAAUACAUUUUUACCACCUGGUUAUAAAAUUGAAGUACAAGCCAAUGAGCAGGGUUAUGCAUUUCAAGUAUCAGUGAGUAUGCCGAGUCCAACAGCAACUCAUACAGCAACAAUAUCACAACAUCAUUGUACUGUUAAUGUUGGAUCACCACCAGUGGCAUCACCACCAAGUCAACCAGCAAAAGCACCAUCUGUAUUGCAGAUAAUGCAGGGAACUGGAAAUAUACAUCACUCUAUUGCUAAUAAUGUUGCAAAUAAUAAUUUGACGAUACAUUCGGGUGUACCAUCACCACCACCAAUACAAACUUAUAAUAAUUCACAUAUUAGUGCAGCGCAAGCGCAAGCUGUUAGCCAGGCACUCAGCCAGGCACAGGAUGGUGUACAAAAUAGUGGACAGACACAACAGAGUCAACCCGUUGAAUUCAAUCAUGCCAUCAACUAUGUGAAUAAGAUUAAGAAUCGAUUUCAAGGACAACCAGACAAGUACAAACGUUUCUUGGAGAUUCUCCAUACAUAUCAGAAGGAGCAAAGAAACUUGAAAGAAGCCAGUCACAUGGGAACUGGUGGUGGAAGUGUUCCGUCUGGUGGUAAACAUCUGACUGAGGCGGAAGUUUACAGUCAGGUGGCCAAGUUGUUUGAGAAUCAGGAGGAUUUACUCGCUGAGUUUGGACAGUUUCUGCCUGAUGCAACGAGUCAACAGAGUGCGCUGUCUGCAAUGUUUCAGGGUAACAAAACAACGGUAAAUGAUCACGCAGCAAUCGUUAAAAAGCCACUGGUAAAAGCAUCCUACAACAAUACAACAUCACAACCCCGUGAUCAUCGUGAGCCAGGUAAUCCCGGUGGUAUUGAUCGAGAUCGUGAUCAUCGUGAUCGUGACAGAGAUCGUGAACGUGCUGGUCCACGUGAUCUAAACAAUACCCAAAAAUUUGGCCACAGUACAGGUCAAUUGAAGCGGAGUCCCUCAUUUCCGACAUCAGUGUCAACCGGUAAUUCUCAUCAUCCCCCUCACGGUCCUCCACCACCGAAGAAGCACAAGGUAUCAGCAUCGGUGAGAGACGUUACAAUAGCAGAAGCUGGAAAAUACGGUAGCCUUAAUGACUACGCAUUCUUCGAUAAAGUACGAAAGGCCUUGAGAUCACCAGAAGUAUACGAAAAUUUCCUCAGAUGUCUAGUUUUAUUCAAUCAGGAGAUAGUAUCGAAGAGCGAAUUGAUUCAACUGGUGACGCCCUUCCUGGGUCGUUUUCCCGAGCUGCUGAGAUGGUUCAAAGAAUUUUUGGGUCAUCUCCAGGACACGACGAGUAUAACAUCGACAAAUUCCACGAGUACCCUAGUGGAGUCGCUUCCAAAUAAUGUGGUGAGAAGCCAUCAGGAUCGACCUCAGGGUGAUUUAGCAAUGGAGAUUGACUACACAACAUGCAAGAGACUUGGUGCUUCCUACUGUGCGUUACCAAAGUCCUACGUACAGCCAAAAUGCUCUGGUAGAACACAGCUGUGUCGAGAGGUGCUGAAUGACACGUGGGUAUCAUUUCCAACGUGGUCGGAGGACAGUACCUUUGUGACGUCACGAAAGACACAGUUUGAGGAGUUUAUUUAUCGUUGUGAGGAUGAGAGAUUCGAGUUGGAUGGAGUUAUCGAGACAAAUGCAGCGACGAUAAGGAUUUUGGAGGGUGUUCAUAAAAAAAUGGGUAGAAUGACGCAGGAGGAGCUCCAGAGGUUUAAACUUGAUGAUUGUUUAGGUGGUUGUUCACCUACGAUUCAUCAGAGAGCGUUGAAGAGAAUAUAUGGGGACAAGGCACCUGAUAUUAUCGAUGGACUGAAGAAAAAUCCAACAGUUGCGGUUCCAGUUGUACUCAGGAGGUUGAAGAGUAAAGAGGAGGAGUGGCGAGAGGCCCAGAAGGGUUUCAAUAAAAUUUGGCGAGAACAGAAUGAAAAAUAUUAUCUCAAAUCACUCGAUCAUCAGGGAAUUAAUUUCAAACAAAAUGAUGUCAAGGCAUUGAGAUCAAAGAGUUUAUUCAAUGAUAUUGAGACACUCUGCGAUGAGAGAAAUGAACAGAAUGACAGUGGUGAUGGGCCAGGAAGUGGUCCACACAUGGUGCUUUCUUACAAGGAUAAAUCAGUUAUUGAUGAUGCAGCAAAUUUAUUGAUACAUCAUGUUAAGAGACAGACUGCGAUACACAAGGAGGAUAAACAACGAAUUAAAUUAUUGUUAAGGCACUUUAUACCUGAUUUAUUCUUUCAUCCGAGACAGGAGUUGAGUGAUGAUGAGAGAGAUGAGGAUGAUGAUAAGGAGGAGGGUAUGCCAAGUGGUUCACAAUCGUUAACCACAAAUUCAUCACCACUUGGAUUGCAAGGGUCGAGAAAUAAUAAAACAUCACCCUCACCUCCUAAUGCCAAUAUCAAGAUCGAGGGGGAUAUUAAAGUACCUGUUCAUGCAUUGUCGACUGAUCCGGAUGAGGCAUAUACACUGUUUAUGGGAUCUAAUAGUUGGUAUUUGUUCCUGAGGUUACACCAUAUACUGUGCGAAAGGCUGACGAAGAUGUACGAUAGGACUAUUUCUCUGGCUGAGGAGGAGGCUAUGUAUAAACAACAGAGAAAGGAAGUCGCUGCUGUUGCACUCAGGUUAAAACCAAAAAAUGAAAUAGAAAUAGAAGAAUAUUAUCCAACAUUUCUGGAUAUGGUGAAAAACGUUCUCGAUGGUAAUAUGGAGAGUACGGCGUAUGAGGACACGCUGAGAGAGAUGUUUGGUAUUCACGCGUACAUGGCAUUCACCCUGGACAAAGUUGUGUCGUACGCGGUUAGACAGCUCCAGCACCUAGUGACGGACGCCCCGUGUCAAAAUUGUAUUGACAUGUUCCAUCGUGAACAGAGGCAACCACAGGAGAGCAGUGGCGCUGGAGGACUUUGUGCAACCGCUUAUUUGAGGGUUGGAGCCGAGGCCGCGUAUCAAAGGAGAGCUGAAGCUGCUAUGGCCAGUGAAAACUCUUAUAAAAUAUAUAUUUAUAAAAAAGAGUGUAAAAUGACGAUAGAAUUACUGGACAAUGAGAGUGAGGAUACCCCAGAGGGCUGCAAUGAUCGUGAAAGAGAGGAUGUUAAUACAUCUGAAAAAUGGUCAUCGUACGUUGAGAGAUACUCAACUCCAAUAAUCCAAACCAGUCUAAAGGAUACACCAACAUCACCAAAUAAUGAGACGAGCAAUGCAACGAGCACCAAUCAUCCUGUGAGUAGCGACCAGGCAGCAAGGGGGGGAAGGGGCAGAAAGCGCAAGAACACUGACAUUAACAAGAAGAUCGAUGGAAAUGGUUGGAGCUCCUUAGGCAGAAUCUUAGCGGGUCGUAAACCGGUGUUUCUCUGCCGAAAUGUCAAGCGAUCCAGGAAACAUGCUGCCAAGAAGAUGAGACCGGCUGUGCCGAACAAUCCGGAUAAAAAUACUGAUGCCACUGAGGGUGAGAAAUUAGAGGAAGCGGAUGGUGUCAGUGAGUUGCUGAAAAAUCCUGGAAUUCUGCGAAUGCCAGGAACGAGUGAUAGCACCGACGUAAUAACCUCGGACGACACCCAAUGCACUUUCAAUCUCAACAGUUAUCACAUGCUCUAUGUAGCAAGUAAAGAGGCUUUUCUGUACAAACCGAACUCUUUCGCACGAGCUAAAGAGUGUCACCCCGCAAUAACGAAAAAUCUCAACACGAAAUUCCACAGUUGGUUGUCAAAUUGGGCAUCGAAAAAUGUUGCUGACUCCCAACAUCGACUCUGUCAAGACUGGUUAAUGGGUCGUUACGAGAAUUUAAUACCCCACAGGACAAGAGUGAUUACCGAUAAUGAUCAGAGUCGUUCACCCUACAGAUCAUACAAUCGAUAUCGUGUUGAACGAAUCAAAUCCGAGACAGACUCUGAAACAACGUAGUUCAACGUAUUUUCACAUUCAUUAAUCUGAAGCAGGAGAAUGUGAUAAAUAAAUAAAUAAAUAAAUAAAUAAGUAAACAAUUGUGUACACUUCUGGGACCAUGUGAAAAUUACUCGGUGCGGACGUCUAUCGAAGAGACGAGAUAUCGCGCGUUUGUGUGGAAAAUUUCCAAGUUGGCUGAUCAAUUAAUUAUCUUUCAUCAAUGAAGAUAUUGAUUAACAAAUAAAUAGUGCUCUUGAGAGUGAGAGUAGAAGGAUAAUGUGCUGCUAAUUGAAGCAAUCAAAUGAUGUAAAUAAUUAUUUCAUUGUAAGAAAGAAGAACAUUUCAAUUGUAAAAAUAUCUUUUAUUUAAAAAAUCAUUGAAAUAAUCCAGUGGUGAAGUGACAAAACGUCAAAAUAUUAUCGAAAAUUCUCAAUAAAUUUAUCAAAAUCUCCCAUUUCAUGGGUAAAAUAGUUUUUAAUUUUUAUGGCAUCACUUUGUCGAAAAAUUUACGACGAAACUUCCUACGAUUGAAGAUUUUGAUCGAUAUUUUCCCCAAAAUUUAUUCUUCAAUUAAAACGACUCUUCGUUAACGUUUUUACACUUCGCCACUAAAUCUCUUCAUCCAAAUGUUUUUUUUAUUGAAUGUUCGUAGACAUUUUCUAGAGUAAUUGACGUGCAUUCCACUGCAAUUUUUAGAGACAUUGAGAUAUUUUCUAAUGAUAAUUUCCUGCAUUUUUUUUUUCGAUGUUUUUUUUUGUAUUCAAAGGUGAUUUAUCCGAAGGUCUGUUAUUAUUCACCAGAGAUUUUUAAUCGGGCGAUUGAAAACCAUUUUGAUGGAGAGAUGUGGAGGGAAAAUUUAUUGAAAGAUUGAAUAGGAUGACAUUGACAAUCAUUGAUCGGAUAGUACAAACAACGGCCUCACUGAGUAAAUUGAUAAAGCCAUGAAUAGAAAAUAUUUGAAUGUACAAACAAUCUGACUAUAAAUUCUGUGCUCCUUUCUCAAUCGAUUUUUUUUUUAUUUACUAUUGAGAGCAGCUUAUUGCAUAAUACUGUACAGUUAUUUUCAUUUGCAACCAAUUAUUUAUCGAUCGACCUUCUCUUUCCAAUUGUGAAAAUGUACUUUUCAAUAUGAAUAAUAUAUUUGUACAAAAAUAACGUUAGGUACUGUAAAGAUUUACUCGUAAGAAAUUCAAAUGAAUUUUUUAAAAUAAUGAA
Molecule: messenger RNA, 7163 nt
Organism: Diachasmimorpha longicaudata
Lineage: Eukaryota; Metazoa; Arthropoda; Insecta; Hymenoptera; Braconidae
Gene: Sin3A
Product: paired amphipathic helix protein Sin3b
Exons: 13
Coding region: 1371-5966 (1531 amino acids)
Biological process (GO): negative regulation of transcription by RNA polymerase II
Cellular component (GO): Sin3-type complex; chromatin
Molecular function (GO): transcription corepressor activity
Source: RefSeq, a predicted model, not a curated record